AUGAGACGGCUUCUGUCCGGCCAGUCCUUCGCCCCCCCCCCCCUCCCCAUCCUCUAUCUCGCCCAGUCCUGGGCCCUUUUGCCUUUUUCUUCCCGUUUGCUUUGGCGAGCGACCCCAUACUGCAUGACCCCAUACGGCAAUGGUUACUUUAAUUCUAUCCUCCUCCCCCGCUUCCACGUUCCAUCGCCGACGGCCCAUCCCCAGAUUCCCACCCCCAUCCAUCCAUUCAUCCGUCCGUCCGUCCGUCCGUCCGUCCGUCCGUCCGUCGUCGACUCUCGACUUGCCGUCCUCCAGUACUCAGGCAAAACGCUUCCUUGCCGCGCUCUCGGCACGGUCCCCAUCUUGUCAGACGGCACCCUCCCACUCGCACAGAUACAUGUACUUGCAGCAGAACGCGGACCGCUUUCGCCAUCGUCAAGGCCGAGGCAUCACGGACUCGGCACCACCCACCGUCGCUCGCCCUCGCCGAGACCCUCCACGAGGCGGUCGAAUGCUUCCCGUGCCAUUCCGCCCGCCACCGUCGCCGCCGCUCUGAGCCGCCUCGAGAUACGCACCCUCCCUCCUUGUCAUCCAUCGACUUCUGUCCGUCUCUUUAUCCUCGAGAGCAACAGCCAUCCCUUUGACCUUACAUCUCCUUCCACGACGCACACGCGCCAACGCACGCACCCGCCGACACCCCCACACGCACCGCACCGCACCACACCAGCCGCACGCACGUUGCCCCCUUUGGUCAGCCUCGUCGCAGGCCAGCAAGUAUCGUCUUCCGCCUGCUCCCUUGCUUCCUCUUCACCUUCCAGCCGCAACGGUCCGUUCGAAGCCGCCGAGCCGAGCAGUUUCCUCUACCAUCUGCCCGAUCCCGGCCAACCCCAUCACGCCGUCAGUCCGGACAAACAGGCGGCGGCCAUGAACGGUCCCAUCACGUCGCCUCUCGGCUCCCGGGCUGCGUCGUCGGCCAUGUCGACCGUGUCGUCGACCCGGCCUUCGCCCGCCAACGUCGCCGCUCACCCGUCAGCCUCGGCCUCAGCACCAGCGCCGGCCUCGGCCCCGGUCCAGGCCGAGUCGCCGUCGACCGAUGCGCUGCUCAAAGACUUCACCCUCGUCGCCGAGGCCGCCAAGCGGGCGCAGGUCGCCGUCAUGGUCCGUGACUUUGAGAGCUGCGGCAUAUAA
This is a messenger RNA of Drechmeria coniospora, 1167 nucleotides long. RefSeq lists its product as uncharacterized. Lineage: Eukaryota; Fungi; Ascomycota; Sordariomycetes; Hypocreales; Ophiocordycipitaceae. Bases 1 to 1167 code for a protein of 388 amino acids. The transcript has 2 exons. The record is from RefSeq and is a predicted model, not a curated record.